AUGCACUCAACUGGGUCUGAACUGCCUAUUGAAGGCUCUCCACCCGUGAAACCUUCCAUGCUUGAUACGCCACCCGUCGCAACAACCCCAGACGAUGGUAGCGAUUUCUACAACACACCCUUGCCUGCGGGAACUCCAGUACCGAGUACGAUGACCGAUACCUCCACACCUGCCACUGAAGCCACUCCUCCUAUACAACAAGCCCCAGUGAUCCCGGGACUGAACCUGAUCAACAAUCCCAGCGACCAGCAACCCCCGCCAACUCAGCAAGUUAAGACCGAGCAGGAGCCGCAAAUUCCUACUGUGCAGCUGGAGAAGGAUGAACUUAUGGCCCAAUCCGAGGACAACAACACAGCCACCAAGCAAGAGGCUGCGGAAACCGCAGUCAAUCAGGCUGCCGACGAUGAAGCACCCACAACCACUGGGGAGGCUAUGGAGGUGGACCAAAAACCCAAGGAAAGCAACCUCGAUGCCAACAGUGGACUGAUCGAAAACACCACAAACGAGGAACAAGGGGAGGAAGAACACCCUGAGUGGGAGGUCGAUUCAUCUCCAUACGAACUACCCCAUUCUCACCCCGAAGAGCAGGCCAAGAUUUUGAUGCAGGCCGAAGCAGGCUCUGAUGAUGAAGGAGAAGGAAAGGGCAAGUCGGGAGGAUACAUUCGUUCUACCAACGAGGUUUUGGAAGAUGUGCUGCCAAUCCCGGAUGUUACGAUCACACCCGAAAUGCCCAUUGUACUACUGGGAAAAGUUAAGACUCUCAUCGAGAAUGCCGCUCUCAUCGAAGCCAGCACUUCGGGAGAGUAUCAAGUUCUGGAGUCGGGCUCAUUACUUUGCUCGGAAGAUCGCAAGGUUCUCGGCGUUGUUGCCGAAACCCUUGGCAGAGUCGAGAAUCCCUUGUACACUGUCAUGUACGCAACCGCCGCCGAGCCUACUGAACGAGGUCUUUCUAAGGAUAUGACUGUCUACUAUGUUCCGGCCCACUCGACAUUUGUCUUCACACAGCCCCUAAAGGGUCUGAAGGGAAGUGAUGCGUCUAACUUCCACGACGAGGAGGUUGCGGAUGAAGAGAUGGAAUUCUCUGACGACGAAGCGGAGGCUGAAUACAAGAAAAGACUGAAGCAGAAGCGCCAGGAAAGGAAGGAUGCUAGGGAUGGUGGUGGUGGACGUGGAAAGAAAGGACCGGCCGGUCCCUCCAAGUUGAGCCACGCCGAACUUAACUAUGACGAUGCAGGAGGCGAAGAUGUUGAGGGCACUGAGCGAGCAUCUGGAUUCCGUGGAGGCAGAGGUCGCGGCGGACGGGGCUCUGACCGUGGCCGAGGUGGUCGUGGCCGAGGAAGUGGAGGCCGAGGAGGAGGCUCGUACGAGCGUGAUCAGGACCGUCGUCCCCAGAGCCAGAGCCAGCAAGGGAGCAGCUCGCAGUAUGCACCUGCAGCACCUCAACACCAGCCUGCUGGAUAUGGCCAACCGGCAUAUCCUCAACAGCAGCAACAGCCUGCAUUCGGCAUGCCUCAGGCUUUCGCUCCAUACCAGCAGUAUGCGCCCCAACAGCAAGCACAGCUUCCUCAAGGCGCAACCCCGGGACAGUUUCCUUUCCAGUUCCCCUUCCAACAACCCUUCGCUCAGCCGAAUCCUUUCCAAUCUAUCCCUCCCGGUGCGCACAUCAAUCCGCUCUUCUUGGCUGCAUUGCAACAACAGCAACCCCAGCAACAAUACCAGCAACCCCAGCAGCAACCCCAGCAGCAGCAGCAAUUUCAGCAGCCUCAACAGCAAUAUCACCUACCGCAACAGCCCCAGCAGUAUCAACAGCCCCAACCGGGCCAGCAAGCUGCUCCUCAAGGACAACAAAUUCCUGCAAUGAACUUCGACCAAGUCAAAGCUCAGCUGGAUCUUCUACGGAGUCUGAGCAACAACCAAGGGCCACCUCCCUCUUGA
This is a messenger RNA of Penicillium manginii, 1935 nucleotides long. RefSeq names its product RNA-binding snoRNP assembly protein NAF1. Lineage: Eukaryota; Fungi; Ascomycota; Eurotiomycetes; Eurotiales; Aspergillaceae. Gene Ontology annotation, cellular component: sno(s)RNA-containing ribonucleoprotein complex. The coding region runs from base 1 to 1935 and encodes 644 amino acids. Gene Ontology annotation, biological process: pseudouridine synthesis; box H/ACA snoRNP assembly; ribosome biogenesis. The record is from RefSeq and is a predicted model, not a curated record. The transcript has 3 exons. Gene Ontology annotation, molecular function: RNA binding.